Messenger RNA from Mytilus californianus (California mussel), 10424 nucleotides. Its product is annotated as trafficking protein particle complex subunit 8-like. The record is from RefSeq and is a predicted model, not a curated record. Lineage: Eukaryota; Metazoa; Mollusca; Bivalvia; Mytilida; Mytilidae. Gene Ontology annotation, cellular component: phagophore assembly site; cytoplasmic vesicle; TRAPPIII protein complex. The transcript has 29 exons. Gene Ontology annotation, biological process: endoplasmic reticulum to Golgi vesicle-mediated transport; protein localization to phagophore assembly site. Bases 91 to 4500 code for a protein of 1469 amino acids.
UAUGGCAGAUGAGAUCCAGAUCGUCAUGAGCAAAAAACGACGACUCAUCGAUCAAUAACAGCUUUGUAACUUCUUAAAUAGAUAGAAAUAAUGGCACAGUGCAAACAGAAUGCACAAGAGUUUGUGCAAAAUACGUUUAAUCCACAUGUUGCUGUGUUAUGCAGCCGUGAUGCGGAAGUCCUAUGUCAGAAAAAUAAUUUGACAUUUGUGGAACUUGUUCAACCUUUUUGUCGGUUAACGUCAGAAGUUCACAUACGGGAUCCAAACAAUGUUCCUCACACAAUACGACAUUUAAAAAUCACCAUGAGAGAUAUGUCGGCAACUUUGCCGCAGCAGUCAGUUGCAAAGAAAAUCCUAAAUGACAUUGUAGCAGGAGCACAACCACAGCUGGUAGAGGGAAACAGAGGGAAUGUGGUAUCCGUUGGCAACUAUGAUUUACAAUUAACAUCUACAACACCAUGGUUUGAAGCAUACAGAGAAAAGUUUCUGCAGAUGCUACCACCAAGUGACCAUGAAUUUCUCAACCAUUGUUUAGGAUGUGUAUUUGUUGUUUCAUCAGGGCAUUCAGAUCCACUGAGCAUGUUCAACAGUCUGGUGAACCAGCAAUCUACACAACAGACCCAGAAUCCCAGUAAAAUCCCACGCUGGUUUUGUCCUGGCACACUACGAUACUAUGUCUUGCUUCAUGAUGUCAUUGAAGGAGAGGAUGCAAAAGCUGAUGCUAUUUACCAAAGUAUGAAGUCUACUUACGGAGCAAAUGUGUGCCAUCUGUUGAACAUCAACUCCAGAAGUAUCCAUACAGCUGAGAGUCUAAAGACAGACAAUAACUUGCCUGAUCCAUGGAGUCAGUUCCUUAACAAAAGUAACACUGAACAACCUGUGGAAGGUGCUGAUUAUGAUAUAGCCAAUGGUAGUGGUGCUGAUGAUGCUGGGUUUCCUAGUAAAGUUUUGGAAGGAAAUAUUGAUCAGACUAGUGUCACAGACAGUAUGAUGGCUGACUUGUCAGACACUGGUGAUGCAGCUUCUUCAGGAUCCAGUGAUUUAUUUGACCAUCCACUGUCAUUGAUGGACCAUUCUUCAAACUCUACCAAUCAUAUUGAUGAUCAGCUGUCACCUGAUGGCACUUCAUCACCUGAAUCAAGUCACAAUUACUCUUAUUCAAAAAACAAAUCAUCAGAUAAAAACAAACCAUCUUCAGGACACGGAAUGUGCUUGACAACCAGUGAUCAGGAUAGACUUAAAAUAUUUAUUCAUGAAUUUUGUGUUAGAGCUUUGAUUCCAUGGGCUGAAAAGCAUAUGAGGAUUCUAAAUGAUCAGCUUACAUCAAGAAAGGGCAUCCACAGGUCAUUAUUUAGUGCUACAAAGAAAUGGUUUGGUGGAAACAAACCUGUCAACCAAGCUGCCACAAAUCAGAACACUACUGUUGUAUACACAACAGAAGCACCUGAGCUACAGAUGAGAAGACUGGCAGAUUUAGCCUUCCUUUUCCAGAUGUAUGAUUUUGCCUACAGAACAUACCAUACGGCAAAGAGAGAUUUUAAUAAUGACCAUGCAUGGCUUCAUUAUGCUGGAGCUUUGGAAAUGGCAUGUAUAGCUAUGUUCAUGGAUCCACAAGAACAAAAGUAUCCUUUCCAUUAUAUGGAGAGUGCCAUACAGACUUACCUACAGACUUGCAAAAAUCCCCUAUAUGCUGCUAGAGCCACAGUUGUUAGUACAGAAGCUUUAAAGAGUCGAAGGAUGUACCACGAAGCUGCUUUACAGUUCAUAAAGUUAACUAGUGAGGAUUCAGACUUGAGAAGUGCCUUACUGCUAGAACAAGCUGCUCAUUGUUACAUUAACAUGGAAGUUCCCAAAGUCAGAAAGUAUUCAUUCCACAUGAUAUUAGCUGGUCACCGGUUUAGUAAAGCUGGACAGCGUAAACAUUCCUUACGGUCAUAUUCCCAAGCAUUACAAGUUUACAAAGGAAAAGGAUGGGCAUUAGCUGAGGAUCACAUUAAUUUUACUCUUGGUAGACAGUCUUUCAACUUAAAACAUUUGGAGAAUGCUACUGCUGCUUUCAAGCACUUACUGACCGAAAACAGUAAGCAGACUGCUGGUCAGCAAGGAGCCUUCUUCAGAGAGUACCUUUUUGUAUACAAGCAAUUACUUACCCAAGAAGCAGGAGAACUGGGUGUACAUUCUGGACCAUUACCUGAAUUACCAUUACCAAUUGUUGACUCCAACGAAACUAAAGUAUUAUUAGGCAGUAGGCCUCAACCUAGUCAAGUAUCUGACAAAGUAGCUGUGUCAGGUGUAUGGUUCGAUCACAGUGAAUGUAACCACCCACGAUGGACUCAGAUGGAAGAGGGGCUAGUGUCCUCCGCUAAUAAAGGAUUCCUUCCACCAACAUUCCGACCAACACUGCAAGUCUUCACAAAUAAAACCAACAACAAAUAUAAUCCAGUUGGUUUUGUAGGUGAAUCAAUAGUUGUUGAAGCACAGCUAGUUAACCCAUUGAAAGUGAUGUUAAUGUUGACGGAGGUGUCCCUAUUGUGGACAUUCUUACCAUCAUUACUAGGAACAGAGAAACCACAGCUGAUUACCAAUGAAGUUCUUUCUAAUGUUAAGAACACCUUAGCUAAUGAAAUCAUCUACACUCAAGUAAUAGAUAGUGUUACUCUCCAAGCUAAUGAACAGUUACCAGUGCAGUUGGUGCUUGUCCCUCACCAGACUGGAGAACUUAGGAUAGUUGGACUUGCAUUCCAUUUAGGAACAGCACAGACUGAAGGACCCAAGUCUUCCAAUACUUUAUAUGUUCGUGGUAAACAAAAACUUGAAGUUCAAGGACCUCGGUUAAAUAAUUCAAAAGAGGAAAAGGCCAGUAAAAUGUAUGGACCUGAUCGUAGAUUAGAUUUAGUUAUUCAACAGGAAAUGCCACAAUUACAAGUGUCGUUUUGUAAUUUCCCACAGACGUUAUUGUGUGGUGAGGUACAUGCCAUCAUGUUACAGUUUACAAACAUUGGUACUAGUCCUUUACACAAACUCAAAGUAGGAUCAUCCACUCCAGAAUUUUUUACGUUAGGAUCUCACGGUGAAAUACCCAAAUUCCCAACUGUGUAUCAAGAGUCGUCUGAAGUGCCAAAUAAAAGCUCAUCUUGUGAAUUUAAUUCCAAAAUGACAAACAAUAAGUCAUGUGUCGUGGACAUUGCUCUUCCAAAUGGUGUGUUACAACCAAAAAAUACAUUAUCUGUGCCAGCCUGGAUACGGGGGAAUGAUAUAGGAGGAGUGCACGAAACACAUUUUAUGUUUUAUUAUGAACCUAUUCAUUCAACACCAAAGCCAAGAUACAGACUGUUAAGACAUACUGCUGUGAUAAACACUUUAGAAUCCCUCAGUGUGAGAGCUGUAGCCAGAAGGGGAAAUAACUCAUCACAGACAGGGGGCACAACUGGUUCCUGUGUUGUUUUCUGUGAAUUGGAAAACUUGAGCCAGGUCCAAGCACAAAGAGCCCAUGUUAAAGAAGUACAAAUUAACCAAGUCUCCUGUGCCAGUGAUAAAUGGACAAUACAACACCUCAGUUCACAACAACAAAAAUCAGAAAUACAAGUGGGCAGUAGAGAAACUAUGCAAAUAUGUUUAAAAGCAAUAAGAAGUCCUACCAAUAUAGAAUCAAUAAAAGGGAAAGACUGUGUAUUAUUUAGUGAUGUUUCCUUUGACAAUCAACAGAUUUGUAGCUCAUUAACACCUUGUGCUGACUUCUACUUCUGCUCCAAGGCCAAAUUAUCCUCUGAUGAUACUCUAGGUAACACUGCUGGGGAAUUUAGUGAUCUGAAAUGUGCAAUACAGAUAGGAUUAACACUAGUAAUAAUAUGGAAGGCAUUUGUGAUUAAUGAUACUGGUGAGGUACAGAUAAGAGUGGGACAGCACCAUGUACAUAUAGAAAAGAUUGACACUAUAUUUACUUCUUAUCCAAUAAAAGAUGAUUCAGACACAUUUUGUCAGGGAUUAACUCUGAUAAAACCUGACCCACCACCUUUAAAGUUUAUAAAAACUGAAGAAGAUGAAGAUGAAAACAAAAAAUUAGACUCCGAAGUAACUACACAACUGGUGGAUAUUAGUUUUAGCCAUAAAAGUAACAUAACACACAAUUUCAGGUCAUCAAGAGUGUGUAUUGUACCUGUGGUUGUGAUGUUACACAACUGUUCCAAAGUUCCUGUGGAGGUCUUAAUAGACACCAGUAAAUCACCUGACAGACUUAAUUCCCGACCAGAAAAUCUUUUCACAAACCAAGCCUACCCUAGUCACAGUAGCUGUUUUAAUUGGGUGAGCCAGACUAUGACACAACUGAAAAUAGAACCUAAUCAACAGAAACCUGUCAGAUUGUCAGCAGGCUUCAGUAAACCAGGGAUAUUUAACCUCAAUAGACUAUCAGUGUUUGUGACCUACAUGUCAGACUCUAGUCAGAUGGUGCUGCAAAAACAUAACUCUCCGAGUGUCAUUGUCGUCAAUGAUGUAUCAUGAUAUUGUUCCAUUGUUAUGUAAUGCUUGUUAUUUGUGUAACAGUCGUAUGCUUUUAUUAGUGAUAUACAUUAUUAUAUAAGAUUGCCCUGCUUCAAGAGUGAAAAGGUAUUGAUAUUGGGAAGACUCUUUACAUGUUAGUUUUGUAGAAAGGGGGAGGUAUUUUAUUGACAAAGAAUUAAAGUGCACACUAAUUUUUAGACUGAUUUCAUUAGAAUUGUAUAUUAAGUGUCAAGUAAGAUUUCUUGGCUUCUGUGGAUUUUUGCUACCCAUGAGAGCCUUAAAAUUAAAUACCCUAUGAGUGAAUUUCAUUCACACUUCUUUUCAUGAUAUGUAAACAGUUGCUUAAAAUGUAAUGUUUGAUGGCUGUUCCCCCUCUUUUGGAUAAUAUUUACUUAAUUUAUUUAUGACAAGCUAAAGAUGAUAUGCAUUUUGUGUGCCUACCAUUAAAAGUUAUUAUAUGCAUAUUAUAAACAGAGUUCAAUAUAUAAAGAAUGCAAUAAUAAAAACAAUUCAGGCCUUUUUUCGUCCAGUGUAGAAAUUGAAAGGUGACAACUUCUUUUCAAAAUGCCAUUGUCCAAAUCGAACAAACUCAGUUUGGAUGUCCUGACCUGAAUUUGUGAUUUAUUUACUAAUGUUUAAGAUGGCCACUUAUAUGAAACCAUGUAGCCAACUGAGUUCUAUUUUAUGAAUAUGCCACUUGAAAACUUGUUAUUUUGGUACCAAUCUAAAAAAUAAGAAGGCCAACAACAUUGAAACAUCCUUCAACAUUGGCCCAAAUAAAAACUACAUGUGAGCAGCUAGCUUCUUUGAGGAAACAAUUUCAGAGAUUAUGGAUGAUAAGGUUUUCUGGAUCAUGUACAUGUAACAAGAUAUUAGAACUCAAUCAGAAAGCUCUUCAAAGCAAUAAUUUAGUUUUAUCAAAUAUGGUCAUUGAUAAUUUUAUGCUGGUAUUAGUGAAACCCAAUAUAAAAGCUAUGCCAUAAAGAAAAAUAUUUUCUGCAGUUUUGUCUUUUAGAGAUACAAUGAACACUCCUCAACUAAAAGUAGAAUUGCUUACGAUUGCUAUUAUUUUAUUUUUUGGGAAUGAAAAUGGUAAAGUUUGUGCAAUCAAAAGCAAGAAAAGAACUUGGCAAAGGGAAUUCAAAUAUUUUUGACUCAGUUUUUUUUGUUGUUGAAACAAUAGUACAGAAAGGAAAAACUGAAAUAUCAGUACAGAAAGGAAAAACUGAAAUAUCAGUACAGAAAGGAAAAACUGAAAUAUCAGUACAGAAAGGAAAAACUGAAACAUCAGUACAGAAAGGAAAAACUGAAAUAUCAGUACAGAAAGGAAAAACUGAAAUAUCAGUACAGAAAGGAAAAACUGAAAUAUCAGUACAGAAAGGAAAAACUGAAAUAUCAGUACAGAAAGGAAAAACUGAAAUAUCAGUACAGAAAGGAAAAACUGAAAUAUCAGUACAGAAAGGAAAAACUGAAACAUCAGUACAGAAAGGAAAAACUGAAAUAUCAGUACAGAAAGGAAAAACUGAAAUAUCAGUACAGAAAGGAACAACUGAAAUAUCAGUACAGAAAGGAAAAACUGAAAUAUCAGUACAGAAAGGAACAAUCUAAAUAAAGACAUGACAUGCAGUCAGCAGAAAACUAGCUACUAGUAGUCCCUUUUCAGCAUGUUUGAUAGCUGUAUUUACCUGUGUGAAAUAUUUAAUACUGAAUUGUUUGGAAAUGACUGAACAUACAUGAAUUGAUUACAGGAAUUUAAAGAAAAUCUGAUAAAUUUUUUUUUAUGUACAAAAAAAUGAUCCAAUUAUCCUUUUUCUGCUAAACAUUUCAGUCUCAGAUUGUGUUUCGAUCAAUAUUGUCAUUUUAGACUUUAUUGUGCAAUCUGGCGGAGAAAUAAAAAACAAAUAUGCUGGAAUAGUGUUAGAAAAUUGUUGAUAUGAGUCAUUUUAAUAUUCUUUUUUCUCUACAAUAUAAGAGAUUUGAAAUCUGUGAUACUUUGUUAUUUUGCAUUUUAUUGACUGUGUUCAUGAUACUUUGAUGGUGGUAUUAGUACAUCAGUGUUUAAUGUUGUAUGUUAAGGAAGUUAUGUUUUAAUCAUUAGAUCAAUCAAUAACACAGAGGUUUCUCAGGAAGCAUAUUAACAAAUAUAACUUAAUAUUAUAUCUGUUUCUGCUCAAAGGAAGACCACUUCAAUUAGUGAAAAAAUAAUGAAAUGUUUCAAUAUCCAUAAUAAUUGCAUUUAAUGUAUGUUAGAUAAGUCUGAUAAAUAAAUAAAAAAUAUGUUAAGGUUCUUGUUGAGAAACCUCUGAAAUGAAUGAGAAAAUAUUUGAACUAAUGUUAUAUUGGUUUGGAAAAAAAAGUGCUGGAAAAAAAAAUGAUAAAUUAUAUAUGAGCUGGGUCGUAUAGAAAUCAACCUUAUGUAAAUAAAUAUCAAUACAUCUGCUAACCUAUUUCUGGUUAUAAAAAUCUCUUAUGAAAAGUCUGUAACUGUAAUUUGAGUUGUUAUAAGAACCCCACAAAACAGACCAAAAUUCAUCUUUUAUUUCGUAUUUGAAUGUUUUAAAAUUUACCAAUGUCUUACACAUGUACAUGUAUAUGUACUCUUGCAUAUGGACAAUUUAUAUCCGACAUGGCUCAUAUACUAAAUAAUAUGAUUUGAUAUUCUGUUUUGAGGAAAGGUAAACUUUUGAACAAUUUUGUACUGGUUAUGAUUCAAACAUUAUUACACAAAAAAUGUAAUACUUAGCUCUAAUAAAAAAAAAAAAUAUCACAAAAUAAAAAUAUCUUUAUAAGUAAAUACGUUUUUCUAAACGCAAGUGAGAGAAAUCCUUUGUAAUUAUGGCAAACAAUAGUUUUUGUGUUAGAAACCUGAGCACACACUAUACAUGUUUCAAAGUUGUAUUAACAAAAUCACUUGUUUUGUCUUUGUAACAACACCUUUACAAACAGGCAUAUUAAUCUUUCAGUGGUCAUCAUGAUAUUCUUUGAGUGUAUUAAUUCAUGGAAGAUACAUUGCCAUUGUGUUCAGAGUGUUUGAUCAGCAUAAUUCAGGGCUUAUUUCAAAGUGAUUUGUGCUUAAAGAAAUAGCACAUGAUGAAUGUUGUGUUGGUUUAAUUUUAACAUUUAGUACAUCAUUUUAGUCUGUCUGAAACAUUUGAUGUGUUGUUAGGUAAGGUAAAAGUUAGGAUUUUAUUGUCGAGCCUGCGACUGUUGUCGCAGAAAGCUCGACAUAGGGAUAGUGAUCCGGUGGCGGCGGCGGCGUUAUCUAACUUCUUAAAAGCUUUAUAUUUUAGAAGGUGGAAGAUCUGGAUGCUUCAUACUUUGUAUAUGGAUGCCUCAUGUUAGGAAGUUUCGGUCAGUCACAUGUCCAAUGUCCUUGACCUCAUUUUCAUGGUUCAGUGACUACUUGAAAAAAAAGUUAAGAUUUUUUGUAAUGUUAAAUUCUCUCUUAUUAUAAGUAAUAGGAUAACUAUAUUUGGUAUGUGCGUACCUUGCAAGGUCCUCAUGCCCGUCAGACAGUUUUCACUUGACCUCGACCUCAUUUUAUGGAUCAGUGAACAAGGUUAAGUUUUGGUGGUCAAGUCCAUAUCUCAGAUACUAUAAGCAAUAGGUCAAGUAUAUUCGGUGUAUGGAAGGACUGUAAGGUGUACAUGUCCAACUGGCAGGUGUCAUCUGACCUUGACCUCAUUUUCAUGGUUCAGUGGUUAUAGUUAAGUUUUUGUGUUUUGGUCUGUUUUUCUUAUACUGUAUGCAAUAGGUCUACUAUAUUUGGUGUAUGGAAUGAUUGUAAGGUGUACAUGUCUAGCUGGCAGGUGUCAUCUGACCUUGACCUCAUUUUCAUGGUUCAGUGGUCAAAGUUAAGUUUUUGAGUUUUGGUCUUUUUUUCUAAUACUAUAUGUAAUAGUUCAACUAUAUUUGGUGUAUGGAAAUAUUUUAUGAUCUAUAUGUCAGUCAGGCAGGUUUUAUUUGACCUUGACCUCAUUUUCAAGGUGCAUUGCUCAGUGUUUAGUUUUUGUGUUUUGGUCUGUUUUUCUUAUACUGUAUGCAAUAGGUCUACUAUAUUUGGUGUAUGGAAUGAUUGUAAGGUGUACAUGUCUAGCUGGCAGGUGUCAUCUGACCUUGACCUCAUUUUCAUGGAUCAGUGGUUAAAGUUAAGUUUUUGAGAUUUUGUCUUUUUUUCUAAUACUAUAUGCAAUAGUUCAACUAUAUUUGGUGUAUGGAAAUAUUUUAUGAUCUAUAUGUCAGUCAGGCAGGUUUUAUUUGACCUUGACCUCAUUUUCAAGGUUCAUUGCUCAGUGUUAAGUUUAUGUGUUUUGGUCUGUUUUUCUUAAACUAUAAACAAUAGGUCAACUAUAUUUGUUGUAUGGAAGAAUUGUUAGCUGUACAUGCCUGCCUAGCAUGGUUCAUCUGACCUUAACCUCAUUUUCAUGGUUCAUUGGUCAAUGUUUAGUUUACUUGGUUAAUGUUAAGUUUAUGUGACAGUUGUAAUAAAGCUUUAUAUUUAGGACUAUCAACAUAAUAUAAAUGAUUAGUAAAGAAGGCGAGACAUUUCAACGUGUGCACUCUUGUGAUGAUUAGAAAUGCUUCUUUUUUUCAAUGUUUCAAAACAGUUAAUUAAAAUUAGGAUCCAGGUAAUGAAAACAUACUUUUCCUCACAUUUGUACCCCUAUACGAUAUAGAUUGAAACCUGUGGAAAAGGAUCUACUUCCUGUCAAAAUCUGUUUUCCAAUUAGACAGGCAUCCUGGAUUUUAUGUUUUUCUGUUUUAUUCACAAAUUGAAAUACUAUCAAAGAACAAUAAAAGAUUCUUGAAAGAAGGAAAGUUUGCAUGGAUGAAACUAGAACAAAAAAGAAGUUUUCACUAUAUUUAAAUAGUUUAAAUAAUGGUUCAACAUGCAAUUAAGAUGGGUACAAAUGUGAGAUUAUCCUUGUUUCCUUUUACCCCAUCUCUUACAUUGUAUCAAAUUAUUUAUUUAAUUUUGAACCUUUUAUAUUAGUAUUUUAGAUAUUUAUAGUAACUGUUGUUAGACAACAGACAUUGACAGGUUGGUGAGGGUUUAAAAACUUAAAUAACUUGUGUGUUCUAUGACCCAGCAUUCUAGUGGAAUCAGAUUCAAUUUUCUGUCAUUUCAUCUAUAGGAAUUAUUAAUUUCUAUUUAAACUUUUAAGUUUUUAAAAUAUUUUUUUAUCACAUUGAUAUUGUAAAUUCUAUAAGCUUUAAGCUCCUCCCAUUUUGAAGUGCUGUUAUUUGUUAGCUCCUCCCAUUUUAAAGUAUAAUGUAUUAUGUGACCCAUUCACCUUGGAAAGUGGUUUUUGUUUUAACAGGUUUGAUGGUUGUCAAAUUAUGUUUUGAAAUUGUGUGAUUUUUUUCAAAAGAAGCACGAACAUUCCAAACUUUUGAUAUUGCACUUGUGUGGUGAUAUCAUCUAUAUUUGUCCUGAUGUCAUUUGUUCCCUAAGAGACAGCAAAAUUCAUUUGAUAAAAAUAAAAUAGAAAUUAGAAAAGUUUAUAGAACAAAAUGGAUGAAUAUUUCCACAUGACAAAAUUUUAAAGCAGAGGUGAAAAAAUUGAAAACAACACUAUAAAAUCUCAUGCGUCUGAAGUGCUUUUCUGUUUAGAAAAAAAUCAGGAAAAGCCACUUUCCAUUGAUUACAUGGGUUGCACAGAAAUAGUUUUCAUUGAGAUGUUGUUAAUAUUGUUUGUUUUGCAUUCCAGGGUACCAUGUUUUGUUAAUGUAUACUGCAAUAAGCAGAUUAAAGGUUGAAAAUUGUACAUAUAAUCAUUAAUAUAACAUUUCUGUACAUAAUCAUUAAAUGUAAAUUGUGAUCAUUAAUAUAGACCAUGAUCAUUAAUGUAGAAUCAUGUAUUUAUUAUGUCAGUGUCUGUGAUUUAAUCAACAAAUUUCAAAUAAAACAAAUAUGUAUCUUA